This is a messenger RNA of Gadus chalcogrammus (walleye pollock), 5899 nucleotides long. It is a transcript of the gene snx13, whose product is annotated as sorting nexin 13. Lineage: Eukaryota; Metazoa; Chordata; Actinopteri; Gadiformes; Gadidae. The transcript is spliced from 26 exons. The coding region runs from base 479 to 3469 and encodes 996 amino acids. Gene Ontology annotation, cellular component: early endosome. The record is from RefSeq and is a predicted model, not a curated record. Gene Ontology annotation, molecular function: phosphatidylinositol binding.
AAACGAGGCGCCUGAGACGUAAACCUCGCAACAUGGCGACUCUCUGGAGUGAGUACGAAUACUGGAGACACUACCGUUUUUAAACCAGAAAAUAGGCAGUAAACCGUACGCUACAAUGUGGUGGGGUUAGCCGACACCACUGUCCAAACAGCACUUUAAGCGAUGCUUGCAGAGGUAAGUGCUUGCGCUACACAGCGGAUGAAGAAUGCCCACUAGUUAGAUUCUCCCGUGUUGUAUGUGACAGCUAGCUGGCGGCUAGCUGCGCCUAGCCGCAGCCCCACAGGUAAACACACCCGGGCAGGGCGGCUCACGGCGGGCAGGGCGGCUCGCCGCAGACAGGCGGCUCUUCUCGUUUCAAAAACAGCAUCAGCUAAGUGUCACUCAAGCCAGGAUUACACAGCUAAUGCGAAGAGCCCGACGAGCCCGCACUGUCAAACCCUGUGCUUGGAUUAGCUCAUGUUGAAGCAAUGUCAAUGAUAUGCGCUUAGAUGAUAUGAAUAACAAAGCCAUUACAAAAAGAAGACUUUCGGUAUCACCACAAAUUAAGGCCAGUCUGUCCAUCGGGGGAUGGGGGGGUCUCGGGGUGGUGCUGUUCCUCAUCACCUUCGGACCCUUUGCCAUAUUCUACCUGGCCUUCUACAUCCUCUGCUUCAUUGGAGGCGGCUUCGCGGUGACCCUGCUCUAUGGGAAGAUCAACUCAGAGAAGCACCUGGAGAGGAGCGAGCACUCCUACCUGCCCCCCAUGCAGACGGGCAUCCAGAAGGUCAACACCCCUUCAUGUACCUUGGAUGAGUUUAAGCUGGACCUGAAGCCUAUCAAGAUUGACAGGAGGUUGACGGGCUCCAGUUUCAUAGAUGAGCCACUCCAACAGGUGAUUCAGUAUGCAUUGAGAGACUACAUCCAGUACUGGUACUACACCCUGAGUGAGGAUGAAUCCUUCCUGCUGGAGAUCAGGCAGACUCUGCAAAACGCCCUGGUCCAGUUCUCUACACGGUCCAAGGAGGUGGACUGGCAGCCUUACUUUACUACCCGCCUGGUGGACGACUUCGCCACUCACCUGCGCGUCUUCAGGAAAGCCCAGGACCGGCUGGGGGACCGAGAGGACAAGCAGAGGGACAUGACGGACGAGCUGGUGGACUCGUUCUUCGAGGCGGAGGUGGAGCUGGAGAGGAAGAUUUGCCGAGACGUGGUGUGCACGUCGCGCAAAGACGAAGAGGGUUUCCUGCGGGACCUGUGUGAAGUGCUGCUCUAUCUGCUACUACCUCCCGGAGACUUCCACAACAAGAACAUGAGAUACUUCCUGCGGGAGGUGCUGGCACGGGGCGUUCUCCUGCCCCUCAUCAACCAGCUGAGUGACCCCGACUACAUCAAUCAGUUUGUCAUCUGGAUGAUCCGUGACUCCAGCUGUAACUACGAGGCGUUCAUGAACAUCCUUAGGCUGACCGACCGCCCGCCAGAGCUGGAGGCCGUCAAGGACAAGGUGCUGGAGGAGCUGCAGUACCUCCGCUCCCUGGACACGGCUGGAGACGACAUCAACGUGAUUAAGAAUCAGAUCAACAGUCUGCUGUUUGUGAGGAAGAUCUGUGAGACCAGGAUACAGAGGCUACAAUCCGGCAAGGAAGUAGAUGCACUGAAGCUGGCCGCCAACUUUGGGAAGCUGUGCAUCAUUCCCUUGGAUCACAUCCUGGUGCACAACAUAGCUCUGCAGUUCUUUAUGGACUACAUGCAGGCGGUGGGAGCGCAGGCGGAGCUGUUCUUCUGGCUGACGGUGGAGGGCUACCGGGUGACGGCGCAGCAGCAGCUGGAGGUGAUGCAUGCCUGGCAGCGCGACGGCAAGAAGCAAACCAGCAGCACUACAAAGGGCUUGCUGAAGGCAGCUGCGCAGGGCGUGUUCGAGCAGUACCUCUCGGAGAAGGCCUCCCCAAGGGUGCAGGUGGACGAGGCCUUUGUGAUCAAACUGGGGGAGAAGCUGCUGAAGGAGGACCCCACGGCGGAAAUCUUUGAUGAGGUCCAGAGAAAGGUGUACGACAUGAUGCUGCGUGAUGAGCGCUACUACCCGUCCUUCAAGCAGAGCCCGCUGUACGUGCGCAUGCUGGCCGAACUGGACAUGCUGAAGGAGCCCAGCUACCGGGGCUCGGACGACGGCGACGGAGAAUCCUUCAACGGCUCGCCCACGGGAAGCAUUAACCUGUCUUUGGAUGACCUGUCCAACUCCUGCCAUGAUGACACUAUGCAAAUCCAUGCCUUCAUCUCUGAUACAGCUGAUCCUCCUCUCCCUGGCUUCUGGGGUGCCUCAGGGGUGUGCAACGACCACGGCAAGACGUACGCGCUGUACGCCAUAACCGUGUUCCGCCGCAACAACGACGGCAGCGAGGACUGCUGGAAGACCUACCGGCGCUACUCCGACUUCCACGACUUCCACAUGAGGAUCACCGAGCAGUGUUCGCUGCAGUACGAGAACCUGACGUCUAUCCUGCGGCUGCCUGGGAAGAAGACAUUCAACAACAUGGACCGGGACUUCCUGGAGAAGAGGAAAAAGGACCUCAACGCUUACCUCCAGUUACUGAUAAACCCAGAGAUGGUGAAAGCCUGCCCUACUCUGCUGCCUCACGUCUACGACUUCCUAGAGAACAAGGCCUACAACAAGGGCAAAGGAGACUUCGCACGCAAGAUGGACACGUUUGUGAACCCGCUGCGGAGCUCCAUGAGGAACGUGUCCAACGUGGUGAAGGCCUUACCCGACAGCCUGGCCGAGGGAAUGAACAAGGUCUCCGACAACAUGGGACGCAUGUCGGAGCGUCUGGGCCAGGACAUCAAGCAGUCCAUAUUCAAGGUCCCUCCACUUCUCCCCAAGUCGGAUAUCGACCCCGAGCACUGCCGCGUGCUGGCCCAGCUCGACGACAACGUGGACGACAACAUCCCUCUGCGCGUGAUGCUGCUGCUGAUGGACGAGGUGUUUGACCUGAAGGAGAAAAACCAGUGGCUGCGAAGGAACAUCAAGAACCUGCUGCAGCAGCUCAUCAGGGCCACGUAUGGAGACACCAUCAACAGGAAGAUCGUGGACCACGUGGACUUCAUGACCUCACCGGAGCAAGUAGCAGACUACGUCAAGAAGUUCAGGGACUCUUACUGGCCCAACGGGAUCCUGGCAGAGAGCCCGCCCACCCGGGACAAGGGGACCCGCAUGAGGACCCGUGUCGCGGCAAAGACCAACCUGCUGGGCAUCAUGCCAGACGAGCUUAAGCACAUCAUCGGCGCAGAUACCACCCGGAAAGGCAUCCUGCGCGUCUUCGACAUGUUCCAGCACCAGCCCAUGAACCGCCGGCUGGUCUACGUCUUCCUGGAGAGCUUCCUUGAGACCAUGUUCCCGCAGUACAAGUUCCCUGAGCUCUUUGUCAAGCUGCACUCACGAUCGCCCCGCACCCACCGCUACAGCCAGAAACUUAAGAGCACCGCCCUCAAGAGGUGACAGGAGAGAGGUGGAGAUGGACGGGUGGAUGGGCCACCGGGCAGCAGAAUCCCAAGGCGUGGAGGCGUACGAGAUGGGCACGUCGCAAGCGUGCACAUGUAGACCACCACCAUAAACAAACACAGAUAUACUCGAGAAUAACCACGAUGAAGAUUGAAGCGAUUGGGGGAAGCGAGGUGUGUGUGUGUGUGUGUGUGUGUGUGUGUGUGUGUGUGUGUGUGUGUGUGUGUGUGUGUGUGUGUGUGUGUGUGUGUGUGUGUGUGUGUGUGUGUGUGUGUGUGUGUGUGUGUGUGUGUGUGUGUGUGUCCAUUCUCUGGACCUCUCUUGGUCUCCCAUCGACACUCCCCACCAUGGUUCUUCACUCCAUCCGGCUGAGACUUUAGAAAGACUGAAAUGAACGGGAACAAGUCGACACUCGCACACUGCCCUCCUGACACACAAACACGAACAUGUUUGUAUGAUCUUCUGUUUGGACCUUUUAUUUAGGUGUUUAGCUUUAGCUGGCCCAGGCCGUGCCGAGCCCCCCUUCCUUGUCCAGAGAGCAGACCACAUACUGUCGAUGUUGGACGGUUGGUUUCUAACCUGCAGUGUAGCCCGCAUUGACCCUCACCUUGCCUUACCCUCCUGCUUCUCUCGGCUUGCAUAUAGACGGAUUGAGCUCUCAUUCAUUUGUUUGACCUUUGUGUUGAGGAAGAUUGAGCGAAUAAUCACUUGGGUAUUAGAUAAUUGUGUAUAUUACAUAAUCGCAUAUUUAGAAAACUGAUUUUGUCAGUUGCACUGGUUCAAAAGGACACGUCUUGUUUUUUAAUGUGACUAAACUCUCUGCAUCAACCUAAUUCUAAAGAGUUAGUCAAAGGCUUCCAGGCCUUUCCAGACUGUAAGAAUGCCCCAUUCAACACUACUGUCAAACUAACAAAGCACCUGCGCACACACACUCACCUGCAUACACACGCACACAAGCAGACGAUACUCCAAACACUACUGUGCUCCAUAUCAGUUUUCAUGUGGGGUUAAUAGGUUAAUCCACGAUGCACUGUUCACCUUUAACCCUUUCCAUUAAAAGGGUUAAAUCUAUACUGUGGUGUUGGCGGCCCUCUGGCUUUGAAAAGUGUACUACUUUAGUAUAAUGUUUAAGAGAAUGUACUUUGGUCUGGUCUGUACUUUGUUCAUUGAGAGCGUUGUGUGUCUGUAUGAACGUGCGUGCGUGUACGUUUGUAGCAUGAUGAACUCUUUUCAGUCCGAAACUGUGCCAGUGUAUGCUAGUGAGCCAGCCUUAAAACACUUUAUUAUAUUAGUGACCAAGACGUAGCUCUCCUUGACACGCACACGCACACGCACACACACACAAAUGGAGUGAUGCAAGGAAACAGAUUUAUCCCUAAUUAAUCACUUUUUUUUUGUGCAAUAUUUUUCUUCAGUGCAUGUAUAUUUGAAUGAUUGGGUACUGAAAAAAAGUUUGAGCAUACUUCUAGAGAUUAGCAGGUCAAAAGUAAAUCAAAUCAAACAAUCAAUCCAACAACUUACAUUCCGUUGUUGUAAAAGGACUUCUUUAAUUAACCGACCUGUAACUAUGUUUUUAUGGUUUUUACUUUGAGUUUUGUUUUUAUUUUUUGGGGGGGUUACAUGACUAGCUCUUAAGCCAAGGCCAGACUUGGCCUAGAACAAAUUUACUAGAUGUUCAGUGAGAUGUGGCUACCUGUCAGAGGCGCUCUCCUCCAAUGGAAUCGCAGGAAUGACACUUCCUAUGACCUCAUUGAAUCGCUGCUUAAAGCAGCACAGGAGGGAGUAGUGGGCAGGAUGUGUGACUACCUGCCUAGACUGUACCGGAACCCUCCCUACCCAUCUGCUGGGAUCGGCUUGCACUGAGCAGCCCUGUUGGACUUUAAUUGGCUUGAGACGAAGAGAACUUUUGAACCUCUUGCCCUUUAAGAGCUGAAUAUCUGUCCCCAUACUCGAUGCAGUGACUUCCCCUUUGUGUCCCUGUCUGUCCAUAAAUGAACUUGUCAUGCUUUUGUUUUUUAAAUUCCCAAUGUAUAUGAAUCUAUGAUGAUAAAAAAAGUGUGCAUAUAUGUACAGUAUGUGUUAAUAGUGUGCCUAAAUGUACUGUCAAUUCUAUUUUCAUAUUUUUCCUUAUCUACAAAAAAAUUAAUCAGUCAUGGUAAUUUUAAGCGACUGAAGAGGAUUUAAGGGUGUUUGUUUUUUUUCCGCAUCAUGCAUAUCAAACUGCUACUUUUGGUGCAGCCGUGCUCAGAUCAGUAUAACACUAAUAAAACAGUAACUGAGACUAACUGACCAAUUGAGUGUUUCAUAUGUACUCUGUAAGGGCUGUAUGUACAUCAAGAACAGACUUUGCGUAUUGCUUGGUGAUAUGCAAGCAUCAACUAUUCUGUAUUACAGUUUUGAGGGGUAUUCCAUCAAAGUCGCUAACGA